Molecule: messenger RNA, 977 nt
Organism: Phytophthora infestans T30-4
Lineage: Eukaryota; Oomycota; Peronosporomycetes; Peronosporales; Peronosporaceae
Exons: 3
Coding region: 1-822 (273 amino acids)
Source: RefSeq, a predicted model, not a curated record
AUGGACAAACGCGCUAAUCAGCUCCUUACCUGGACACCUUUAAAUACUACAUCAGACGUCGAGUUGGACGGUGACGAGCCACAAGUUCUGCAAGUCGUGUCAGCGCCACCCGUACGCAGUGGUGGAGGCGAUGACGAGGCAGAACCUCGGCUCAAGCGACAGCGUCGAGUAAACAAGAGCGAGAAAGCCCGCAAAAAAUGCAUCACAUACUCUGUGAAAGCAGACUGCAUGCUCAUGAACGAGGUGGUUGGUGAUGACGGGAUCCUCGAGCUUCGUAACGCCUCGAAGACCGAGCGGUGGGUCGAAAUCACGGAGCGCCUUGGCUCAGCGCUGAGCAAGAAGCUGUUUGCUGACGGUGUACGCAAGCACGUUGACAAGUUGGGGAAAGAGUACCGAUCGAAGCGCGCAAAGGAGAGAGCCAUGUCAGGUAUGACUUCUGCUACGGGAUUUCCGCUCGCUGGUUGUGUCAAGCGUACCGAAUCCAAGACCAGAAAGAUUGAAGAGGACCGUGCCAAAGGACUAGCCGUCCGUGAGGCUGCCCUAUCAACCGAGAAGCACACCACGAAGAAGUCCAAGCCCGCCAAAGCUCCGUCAGCUUUUGAUUUUUUGGAAAGACUGGAGAAACGUGCUGACAAGCGCCGAGAGCAAGAUCUGGAGCGUCUUCGCUCUGAGCGAGCCGAACGGGAGGAUCGUGAUCGACGCCUCGCCGAGCAAUCAGCAAAACUUGCUGCUGAACAAGCCGAAGCUCAGCGCCGAAUGACUGAGCUGAUGGCAAAGGCUCUGAUGGCCAUCGCUACUAUUUUCCCACAGCAAAACAACUGAUCGGGUCAUGAUGCGCUCAAACGAUUAAAAUAUCGUUUCUACCUUCGUUGUCAAGAAGUUAUCACGCAGAAACUUUUUUUUUGUUGUUUUAGUAGGGUCAAAACAUCUAGUACGACGUACAUUACGUCACUUACUCAAUGCCACCGAUAACCCAU